Rhododendron vialii is the source of this 1286-nucleotide messenger RNA. RefSeq lists its product as uncharacterized. Gene Ontology annotation, biological process: protein methylation. NCBI's taxonomy places the organism in Eukaryota, Viridiplantae, Streptophyta, Magnoliopsida, Ericales, Ericaceae. The transcript has 9 exons. The record is from RefSeq and is a predicted model, not a curated record. Gene Ontology annotation, molecular function: protein methyltransferase activity. Bases 47 to 802 code for a protein of 251 amino acids. Gene Ontology annotation, cellular component: nucleus.
AAGCCGAAGCCCUUGUUCUGCCCGCGAGCAGAACGUAUGCAUUGCGAUGGAAAUGGGGGCAUCGGCAGCAGCAGAUGUAGAACAAAAAGAAGAAGACGAUACUGUUUGCUUAGACGAAUCUUUCUUCAUCAAUGAUGAUUAUCAGCUCACUACGUUCACAUUUGGGUCUCAAGUUCUUCAGCUCCUCUGUCUCCAAUCAGCCUCAACUGAUUUUGACUUGACGGGGCAGUUGGUGUGGCCUGGUGCAAUGCUUCUGAAUAAUUACCUUUCUGCGAAUCCGGAGUUGCUCCGGGGACGUUCUGUCAUAGAAUUAGGCUCUGGUGUUGGUAUUACUGGAAUCCUCUCCAGAAGAUUUUGCAAUGAAGCUGUGUUAACCGACCAUAAUGAGGAAGUCCUCAAGAUCCUGAGGAAAAACAUAGAGCUCCACUCAUCUUCCGAGAAUUCUAAUGGUUCUGCUGGGCUAAUAGCUGAGAAGUUAGAAUGGGGAAAUUCUGAUCACCUAAAUCAAAUUUUAGAAAGUCAUUCCAAAGGAUUUGAUCUAGUUCUUGGAGCUGAUAUUUGCUUUCAACAGUCUAGUAUCCCAUUGCUUUUUGAUACCGUGCAACAGCUGCUCCGCAUUCGUGAGGGAGGCCAUUGCAAAUUCUUGCUGGCGUAUGUGUCCCGAGCCAAAGUAAUCAGUCACAGGAUACCCAACUGCAGCUUCUGCUUCCUCCCCGAUGGUCUAAACCGGCACUCGCUCUUGGAGGACUUAUUGUCAUUUUUGCUUACUUCCGUUGUGCAUGGAUACAAUGGUUGUCAGUGAAGCUAUUAGGCAUGGACUGCAGAUAAUAGAAGUUGUCGGGAGCCGGGCAGUGGUAGGAAAUCUUCAAGGAGUAAUAUUUGAGAUCACCCUUCAAUAGAAGCAGCUCGAAUCUCGUCAUCUACGUAGUAGAAUGAGCUUUGGCAGUUGCAUAUCAAAUGAUGAAAAUUCGCACAACCAAGGACAGAAGAACCACCAAGACGACACCAUUGACAAAGAUUUUCUCGAGUCAAGUGUUUUGUAAGAUAGAUCCUAAUUAUCCUCAUGAGGUUUUGGAAUGAGAUCUACUUGGGCUUUUGAUCAUUGAAUUGUUCGUGUUUAAGUAGUCAACACAGGAGGAUUUUCUCUUCUUCAAGGGAUUACAAGAGUUGAAUGAUUAUCUUUGCAUUAGCUUUUUUUUAUUUUCUUAACUCGUCAACAUUAUGUUCUUAAUUAUGUGGAGUUGCUGAAUAGAGGGAAGAGAAUGAAAAGGAAGUAAUUUCUCUUA